AUGAUGAAUGGAUUUUUAUUGCUGGGCAUUUUUGUCUCAUCAAUUUCCGCCCAAAAACUGAUAGCUGUGAUUAAUGACAACUGCCCGCCAGAUAUCUACAAGCCAACCGAUAAGAUCCAUUUUACCGAAAAUGGAAAACUGCACUUUUUCUUCUCAAGGAAUUCCACUGUCACCUUCCGCUCAAUUACCGAGACAGAUAGCGUUUUCAAUGGAAAAUACGAAGUUGACCGGGGAACUGUCAUCACGAGAACCAUUACAAAAAAUAAGAAAAUCACAAAACACGAACUGGAAGUUACAGUAGCCGGUGAAGAGAACACAAUUCGCUACGUUCUCAUAGUAACAAAAAUCAAGAGAAAGAUGACUAAGAUGACUUGUGAUCCGAAGGAAUACACGACAAAUGAGAAUAUCAAGAUUAGCGAUAUCCCACCAAACGUUUAUUUCAAUUACUUGACAACUGAAAAUGAUAUUCUCAGAGUUUCUCGGAAAAAUACUGGCAUUGACUUUCAACACGUUUUAAUUAACAGCACUAACUAUGCCAAUGCCACAAAAACAUAUAAGGUUCCACAGAAUCAAAAAUUCAAUAUUGACGUGAAAGCUGGUCAAGAAGGGUAUAUUGUGUUCAAAGUUGGUGGAAACGCAAAAAUGGAGUAUCCAAAUGUUUUGUCUUUUCUUGAAAUUAUGUAA
Messenger RNA from Caenorhabditis bovis, 684 nucleotides. The record is from the annotation of a GenBank genome assembly. Lineage: Eukaryota; Metazoa; Nematoda; Chromadorea; Rhabditida; Rhabditidae.